CUAAAAAUGCAUGCUAUGGUUGUCCUUGUCCUUAUUUUGCUAUGCUAUGCUAUGCCUUGCUUUGGUAUACUAUACUUUUCCAGGUCCUAAACCUCGGAAAUCUGCAAAAUCAAAAUUUCGUUUUACAUGCUUCUUUUUGAUAUCAAUUCAACCACUCUUGACUGCGCUUGGGUGGAUCCAAAAUAUGUUCUUUCAGUCUAGUGGAUGAGAAUUUGCAAUUGAUGAUUUCCAUCUUUUAGCUCGCUAGACAAUUUGUCGACCAAACGUCGAUCUUGAUUGAUAUGAAUCCAUCAGUGAAAAUCCUUGCUUUACGAUGUAAAUAUAUUAUAACGGUUGACUCUCUUUUGACAAGCGAAUGUAAUAUUCAUGUUAAGCUUUUAAAGUUGCUCAACACGAUUUUAACGUACAGCUGUUGAAGAAGCAUGUAUGAAAUACGAUGAAUAUUCAAGUUUACCAAGAAUCGUAAACGUCGAAAAGAAAAAAAAAUGUAUAUAAAAAUUUAUGGAAACCCACUUUUACUAGUAUCGUCAAUUUUGCAUCCUCGCAUAUACACACACAGGCAUACACACUCUGAGUCUCUCUCUUUAUUUUCUUCGUAUUCAUGAAACGACCUAGUUACUCAAGACGAUAAUACAUAUUAAUAUUUCUCUUAAAUAUGAUAUAUAUCAUAGAAAAUAAAUUAUACAGCGAUAUUGUUCUAAGAACCAUUCUUACAAAAAUACAGUGCCUGCAAAGCAAAACUCGUAUUUGAGUCCCAAUAGAUUUUCCGGUUAUAAAGUCAACUCUUUCCGGUCUCUAUUCCUCUCUCAACUCUUCUCUAUAAGCUCACUUGGCUCGUUUGUCUAUUUCUCCAUCUGGUUGGUUCAUUCUUUCUCUCUCACUCUCUCGGUCCCUUUGUUUUCCUUCCAUCUUUUCUUUUCUUUUAAUUUCAUUCCAUUGGAUCUAAUUGAAUUGAAUUGAAUUUACAACCUCUCCUUUCUGACUUUUCCUCUUCUUGUUGUUUAACCAACUCUAGUGAUACGCUAUUCAGCUCAGAGAAGAGCAAGCAUGCCUCUAGCUUGACUUGCCAAUCUCCUACCUAUUCCUGCCAUGGAUAAGAAUGUGGCUUCCUUAGAAGCAGGUCUUGUGCAACAAUUAUUAAGCACAAAAGACGAUGCUUGGAAAAAUUUAGCUCCCGCAGCUGUCGAAUUGGUAGCUGCUCAGAUGGACCAAGUUUGGCAGCAAGCAGGAAGUCAUCACCUCCAUAGAAACGAGCAGGACGAAAUUCAUUUGAUAUAUCUCUUACACCGCUGUUUAAAAUCUCAUUUAAUAACUCCCAAAACAAUCAUGCAGGUCUGCGCAUGCUUUCUCACUUCUAGUGACACCGUCAAGAAUCUUGCUUGGUCGUUUUGUAAAGAGUCCGACUCGGAUGGAAUGGCUUUACAAUUUACUCAAUACUUUCAAAGUUUUGAAAAGAUUUUUUCCAUCGACCUUUGUCGCCUUUUUAUCGUUUGGACAGCCGUGCAUUGCAUGUCCUCCUCUGUAUAUUAUCCCGCUUUACUCGAUCUCUUACCCAUUCUUUCCAAAGUCAUCCGUCAAAACAUAGACAAUCCUAAUAAUGUGGAAGAGAUGGAAAAAGAGUUUUGGCUAAAGCGUCUUGUUCAGCAUUGCCUUUACCAUACUUCCGAUUCAUCUUUACUCUUUUAUCUAGAAAUGUUUUUGGAUUCCCACGAAUUACAACAAUGUCUUGUCGUCAUUUUGGAGGAUCAAACCCUUUUGAAACGCGUCAAGGAUCAUGGUAACCCUGAAAUUCGCAUGAUGUUGGACAACGCUCUUAAACAUUACAGACAAUUACAGGCGAAACAGGCUUCUACUGUCUCUCGCGACACUUCCAAUACUUUUGGUGUCGACUCAAAUGACGUUCAGAAUCUUGUCGAACUUUUCCCCCAACUAACCAUAGAAAAAGCCGCUGACUAUCUUGCCCACAGCAAUGGUCAAAUGGACCUAGCUUGCGAAGCCAUAUUAACGAAUUCUACUAUCCCUGAUGAAUCCUCUUCUUCCUCUCAUCCACCUCCUCCUUCAGCUCCUCCAGUUCCUUUGAAAUUCAAUGAUACUGUCAAAGCAAUCGUCCCCAACCAUGCUCCAUCCUCUGCUAAUGUGGAAUCUUCACAAGAACAAGAUCGUCUAGAUUUAUUAAAUGUUGAUCCAGAAAAUAUUUAUGUAAACAAGAAACCAUUAAAGGACGAUUUUUGGAAGUCUUCUGCUCCUAGCAACCAAAAAGCAAGAAUUCUUGACUUGCUUGCGUUGGCCGAAGAUGACGAGUAUGAUGAUACAUAUGAUAACACUGAUGCAGUUGCACCCGUAGAUCCUGGUGUUCAAGAUGAUGAUCCUGAAGCAACUCCCAGUAUUGCCCACGACUACCAGCGCUAUAUUAAUCAAGUAUUAUUGAGUGCUUAUGAGAAAGAUCCUAAAGUCUUCGAACAAAGCGCUAGAAAAACAAAGGAACGUGCUGAUCUUAUUAAACAAGUGGAUAACGCUAUGACUCAUGAACAGAUUGAAGGUUGGCGUCGUAUGUUCACCAAAGAUACCAAGUUUGCAUCUCUCAUCAAACGUGAAGUCCAAUUCGAAAGUGGAAACCAGAAUGUAGGAUCUCUUAAUCGCUCCAAAUACCGGAAGUCAAAUGACAAACCCGAAGAAAUUGUUGAAAAACCAUCCACCCCUAGACCUUCAAGACCCCCUCCCAACCCUGCUUUGGCGAAAAAGAAAUAUGUUCGACGAAAACCAAAUAAAUCGUCUAAUGAAAAAAAAUAAUACUGUCAUUCCUGUCUUUUUGUUGGAUAUUUAUGUAUAAGUUAUAUAUACUAUUGAUGAUGGAUACAGCUCAGAAACACUUAAUGGGCUUAAAAACUACAUUUUGGUUCACUUAUGUCAAAUAAGUAAGUAAAAAUAAAUAAAAUCUUAGAAUUCAUUGAAUUGAUUAUCUUUUUAAUACUUUUCACAACUAUCAGGCGCAGUAUUGGUGAAUUC
This is a messenger RNA of Schizosaccharomyces octosporus yFS286, 3006 nucleotides long. RefSeq names its product CUE domain-containing protein Cue3. Bases 1090 to 2790 code for a protein of 566 amino acids. The transcript has a single exon. Lineage: Eukaryota; Fungi; Ascomycota; Schizosaccharomycetes; Schizosaccharomycetales; Schizosaccharomycetaceae. Gene Ontology annotation, molecular function: ubiquitin binding. The record is from RefSeq and is a predicted model, not a curated record.